This is a messenger RNA of Penicillium angulare, 1173 nucleotides long. RefSeq names its product TOR signaling pathway phosphatase SitA (gene sitA). Gene Ontology annotation, biological process: peptidyl-serine dephosphorylation; G1/S transition of mitotic cell cycle. Lineage: Eukaryota; Fungi; Ascomycota; Eurotiomycetes; Eurotiales; Aspergillaceae. The record is from RefSeq and is a predicted model, not a curated record. Gene Ontology annotation, cellular component: cytoplasm. The transcript has 4 exons. The coding region runs from base 1 to 1173 and encodes 390 amino acids. Gene Ontology annotation, molecular function: protein serine/threonine phosphatase activity.
AUGACCGACAACAAGGUCCCUCAGCCAGGACCGGCGAGACUGAAACGCAAUGCAGGCCCCGAUGAGUGGCUGGAGGCUGCAAAAGAUUGCAAAUACCUCUCUGAAGCUCACAUGAAGCAGCUGUGUGAGAUGGUCAAAGAGUAUAUGAUGGAGGAAUCAAAUAUACAGCCCGUUUCUACUCCGGUCACCGUCUGCGGCGAUAUUCAUGGCCAGUUUUACGACCUUCUCGAGCUCUUCCGGGUCUCUGGUGGGAUGCCCGAUGGCACAGAACCCGACGCUCCCCAAACGUCACCCAUCACUUCUGCCGACAUUGAGCCUCCUUCCGAAAUCACAGAUCCAAAACUCAGAAAGAAACUACGUGGCCCCAAUAACAACUCUCAAGAAGAUGAUGAGGAGGAUUCUGAACUGAGUGAAACCACAGGAGCUCGGUCGACAAGUCCAACAUCGAAUGACGUCCAGGUUAACCGCAAUUUUGUCUUUUUGGGGGAUUAUGUCGAUCGUGGAUAUUUCAGUUUGGAGACUUUGACCUUAUUGCUGUGUUUAAAGGCCAAGUACCCCGAUCGAGUCACUUUGGUGCGCGGAAAUCACGAAUCCCGACAAAUCACACAAGUAUACGGCUUUUACGAAGAAUGUUUCCAAAAAUACGGCAGUGCUUCAGUGUGGAAGGCUUGCUGUCAGGUCUUUGACUUUAUGACACUGGGCGCCAUCAUUGAUGGCAAGGUUUUGUGUGUACACGGUGGUUUAAGUCCAGAAAUUCGCACCCUAGACCAAGUGCGAGUAGUUGCCCGUGCGCAGGAAAUUCCUCACGAGGGUGCUUUCUGUGACCUGGUCUGGUCGGACCCCGACGACGUUGAGACUUGGGCCGUCAGUCCUCGCGGAGCAGGUUGGCUUUUUGGUGAUCGUGUCGCCGAUGAGUUCUGUCACGUAAACGAUCUCUCCUUGAUUGCUCGCGCGCAUCAGUUGGUGAACGAAGGAUAUAAAUACCAUUUUGCGAACCAGAAUGUGGUCACGGUCUGGAGUGCUCCGAACUACUGUUACCGAUGCGGUAAUCUUGCAUCGGUCUGUGAAAUUGGCGAGGAUCUCAAACCAUCAUUCAAGCUUUUUAGUGCUGUGAGCGACGACCAACGGCAUAUGCCGAAUUCGCGGCCAGGCCGCAGCGAGUACUUCCUGUAA